CAUGCCUUGGAAAACGUCUCCUGGAGCCUUUCUUUAUUUCCUUUUAUAGUUUUACAAAAAUCGAAAAAGAGAGUGUUGAGAAUCCAAUCGAUUCGAAUUGAAUCGAUCGCGAAGAAAUAUUUUUCGAAUGGAGGGUGAUGAAGAUUUCUACAGCGGCAACGAAUACGCCGACAACGACUCCGAUUACGCCGACAGCGUCGACGCCGAUUACGAGUUCGUGGAAGACGACGUUGAUGAUUCCGAUGACCUCGUCUUCCUCCGCCGCCAGCAAAACUAUAGUGUGUUGAGCGAGGAGGAUAUUUGUAAGCUGCAAGAAGAAGAUAUCUCGAGGGUUUCUUCUGUUCUGUCCAUUUCAACUGUCUCUUCUGCUAUCCUCCUUCGUCACUACAAUUGGUGUGUAAGCAGAGUUCAUGAUGAAUGGUUUGCUGACGAAGAAAAAGUCCGACAGGCUGUUGGCUUGUUGGACAAACCUCUUGUUCAUUUUCCAUCUGAUGCUGAAUCUGAACUUACUUGUGGUGUUUGUUUUGAGACUUUCCCUUCUGACAAAUUGCAUGCUGCUGCUUGUGGUCACCCUUUUUGCGAUUCAUGCUGGGAAGGUUAUAUAUCCACGGCGAUUAAUGAUGGUCCAGGGUGUCUUAUGUUACGAUGCCCAGAUCCUUCUUGCAAAGCUGCUAUUGGUCAGGAUAUGAUCAAUUCUUUAGCUCCUGAGAAAGAUAGACAGAAGUACACAAGUUAUUUUGUUAGAUCUUAUGUUGAAGACAAUAGAAAGACCAAGUGGUGUCCUGCUCCAGGCUGUGACUACGCUGUAAACUUUGUUGUUGGGAGUGGUAAUUAUGAUGUGAAUUGUCGAUGUUGUUACAGUUUCUGCUGGAAUUGUGCUGAAGAAGCUCACCGUCCUGUGGAUUGUGACACCGUAUCUAAGUGGAUAAUGAAGAAUAGCGCUGAAUCUGAGAACAUGAAUUGGAUUUUGGCAAAUUCGAAGCCCUGUCCAAAAUGUAAACGGCCAAUAGAGAAGAACCAGGGUUGUAUGCAUAUUACAUGUACCCCGCCAUGUAAAUAUGAGUUCUGCUGGCUCUGUCUUGGAGCAUGGACAGAGCAUGGAGAAAAGACAGGUGGCUUUUAUGCUUGUAACCGUUAUGAUGCAGCAAAGCAAGACGGCAUUUAUGAUGAGACUGAAAAACGCCGAGAGAUGGCAAAAAACUCUCUUGAGAGAUAUACCCAUUACUAUGAAAGAUGGGCAACCAAUCAAUCGUCUAGGCAAAAGGCGCUGACGGAUCUUAAGAAGAUGCAAACAGAUGAGAUAGAGAAGCUUAGUGACAUACAGUGUCAACCUGAAUCACAACUGAAGUUCAUUAUAGAAGCGUGGUUACAGAUAGUUGAAUGCAGACGAGUUCUUAAAUGGACAUAUGCUUAUGGUUUUUACAUACCUGACCAUGAGCAUGGAAAGAGAGAGUUUUUCGAGUACUUACAAGGCGAAGCUGAGUCAGGCCUUGAACGACUUCAUCAGUGUGCUGAAAAAGAACUGAAGUUGUACUUUGAAGCCAAAGGUCCAUCGGAAGAUUUUAAUGAGUUCCGCACAAAACUCGCAGGUUUAACAAGUGUGACCAAAAACUAUUUCGAGAACUUGGUUCGAGCGCUGGAGAAUGGGUUACCGGAUGUGAACUCGCAUGGUGCAUAUGGUAGAGCGUCAAGUUCAAAGAAUAAGGGAUCCACUUCUCGAGCCAGCAGCACGGAUACAGGCCAAUGGGCUUGUGAACGUUGCACUCUUGUAAAUCCAAAGUCGGUCACCAUUUGCCAAAUUUGUGAACAUGGCCGGUGAAGAAAAGGAUGCCAGCAGGAAAUCUUCUUGCUUGCACAAAAAACAUUGUAUUAUUAGUCUUUUUUUGUCUCGCGACUAUGGUCAAGUGGAAGUGUCUUCGAAACUUUUAUGCAUGUUUUUUGUUACUGGAAUAUCAAAGCUGAAUGUCUUUAACAAGAUAAUUAAUAAAUUGGCUAAAUGCGAAUUUAUGUA
Molecule: messenger RNA, 2011 nt
Organism: Raphanus sativus (radish)
Lineage: Eukaryota; Viridiplantae; Streptophyta; Magnoliopsida; Brassicales; Brassicaceae
Product: probable E3 ubiquitin-protein ligase ARI8
Exons: 15
Coding region: 128-1819 (563 amino acids)
Biological process (GO): ubiquitin-dependent protein catabolic process; positive regulation of proteasomal ubiquitin-dependent protein catabolic process; protein polyubiquitination
Cellular component (GO): ubiquitin ligase complex; cytoplasm
Molecular function (GO): ubiquitin protein ligase activity; ubiquitin conjugating enzyme binding; zinc ion binding
Source: RefSeq, a predicted model, not a curated record